Molecule: messenger RNA, 1905 nt
Organism: Chanos chanos (milkfish)
Lineage: Eukaryota; Metazoa; Chordata; Actinopteri; Gonorynchiformes; Chanidae
Gene: smad3a
Product: SMAD family member 3a
Exons: 11
Coding region: 142-1509 (455 amino acids)
Biological process (GO): transforming growth factor beta receptor signaling pathway; positive regulation of transcription by RNA polymerase II; cell differentiation
Cellular component (GO): heteromeric SMAD protein complex
Molecular function (GO): RNA polymerase II cis-regulatory region sequence-specific DNA binding; DNA-binding transcription factor activity, RNA polymerase II-specific; I-SMAD binding
Source: RefSeq, a predicted model, not a curated record
CUCUCCUUCUCUUCGUUUAUGUUAUUGUUCGUUUACUUUUCGUUUUCCGAUUCGUCCUUGAACUGUGUCGAAAAAACGCUUUUGACUACGUCUUCUUACUGUGAAGACUCGGACACCUGAGGGACAGUACUUUUAGUGAAUAUGUCAAUUUUGCCUUUCACUCCCCCCAUAGUAAAAAGGCUGUUGGGGUGGAAAAAGGGAGAACAGAACGGACAAGAGGAGAAAUGGUGUGAAAAAGCAGUUAAAAGUCUUGUCAAGAAACUAAAGAAGACAGGACAACUAGAUGAAUUAGAGAAAGCCAUCACAACUCAGAAUGUCAACACGAAAUGUAUCACAAUACCAAGCACUUGUGGCUUUGUGUGGGGCAUCUGUGGAGCUAACUCUCUCUCUCUCUCUCUCCCUCUCCCUCUCUCCCUCCACCUGUGUCGUCCCAGGUCUCUGGACGGGCGUUUGCAGGUGUCUCACAGGAAGGGUCUUCCUCAUGUUAUCUACUGCAGACUGUGGCGUUGGCCUGACCUCCAGUCUCAUCAUGAGUUGCGGGCUGUGGAGCUCUGUGAGUACGCCUUCCACAUGAAGAAGGAUGAAGUGUGUGUCAACCCUUACCACUACCAGCGCGUAGAGACACCAGUUCUGCCUCCGGUUCUGGUGCCACGACACACAGAGAUCCCAAGUGAAUUCCCCCCUCUGGACGACUAUAGCCACUCUAUCCCGGAGAACACCAAUUUCCCUGCAGGAAUUGAACCUCAGAGCAACUACAUACCAGAAACGCCUCCUCCUGGCUACCUCAGUGAGGAUGGAGAGACCAGUGAUCAUCAGAUGAACCACAGUAUGGACACAGGUUCUCCAAACCUGUCUCCGAAUCCAGUCUCUCCAGCACACAGCAAUUUAGACCUGCAGCCUGUGACGUACUGUGAGCCAGCAUUCUGGUGCUCCAUAUCCUACUAUGAGCUGAACCAGAGAGUGGGUGAGACCUUCCAUGCCUCCCAACCCUCCCUUACAGUGGACGGCUUUACUGACCCAUCCAACUCAGAGCGCUUCUGUCUGGGCUUGCUGUCCAACGUUAACCGCAAUGCAGCUGUGGAGCUCACACGCAGGCAUAUUGGCAGGGGCGUACGUUUGUACUACAUUGGCGGAGAAGUGUUUGCAGAGUGUCUCAGUGACAGUGCCAUCUUUGUCCAGAGCCCAAACUGUAACCAGCGCUACGGCUGGCACCCUGCCACAGUCUGCAAGAUACCACCAGGCUGUAAUCUGAAAAUCUUCAACAAUCAGGAGUUUGCAGCUCUGUUAGCUCAGUCGGUAAACCAGGGGUUUGAGGCUGUGUAUCAGCUGACGCGUAUGUGCACCAUCCGUAUGAGCUUUGUCAAAGGCUGGGGCGCAGAAUACAGGCGACAGACAGUCACUAGCACCCCCUGCUGGAUUGAGCUGCAUCUAAACGGGCCCCUACAGUGGCUGGAUAAGGUGCUCACACAAAUGGGUUCCCCCAGCAUCCGUUGCUCCAGCGUGUCCUAGAAAAAAUUCUCCCCUCUUCACAACCUCACAGGAAGUGUACAGACCAAAUCUAGGAAAAAAAUAGAAAUAGAAAAAGAUGGGUCCUGUCAGGGCAGAGGGUGCUUCCCAAGCCUGACGGAUCCUGUAGUCUCAGUUAUCACCCUGUCAUUGGUAGCACUUUUAUACAUGUUUGUCUCAAAGGGGAAGAGUGCAUUACACAGAACAAUGCUCGUACACAAUGUUUGUAUCAUGUCAUUUCUGUAAAAGAUUUAUUGUUUUGGUGUUGAGUUCCAAAGCAGGUAAGCAUAUGUAUCAUAGUUUGUUUUGUUUUGUUGUUUUUUUUUUUUAAAUAAAACUUUUCCUUCCUUUUUGUCUUAUAAAUUUAUAUUCGAAUUUUAGCUGUGUAUAUACACAGCA